Prorocentrum cordatum is the source of this 2008-nucleotide messenger RNA. The record is from the annotation of a GenBank genome assembly. NCBI's taxonomy places the organism in Eukaryota, Dinophyceae, Prorocentrales, Prorocentraceae.
CUUUGGUGCGGACCCAGUGGAGUCCCCCGAUUGCAGAACGCGACGCGGUAGCAGCGGCUUGCGCGCCCAAGUUUGGCCCCCGCGCGGCCCCCAAAAAGCAACGCACACCCAUGCCCGUAGCCAAAUUUAUUACGAACUGUGGAGUACCCCCGACCCCCGACCGAGGAGACGAUCGACCGCGUGCAACCAGACGUCGUGCUGUGCGCGUCCUUCGGCGGUGCCUACGUCGCGCGCCUGUGGGAGACGGGCUUGUGGGCCGGCCCGACGGUGAUGAUCAACGUGCACCCGAGCUGCGGACGGCUGCCUCAGGGCGUGCCGGUGGUGCUCGCGCACGGCGGGAACGACGCGUCCUACCCGGCCAGCAGGGAGAGCUUGGAGGCGCUGGCAGCCUCCGCGAGCCCCAACCACUGCUUCCUGCUGUACUCCGGGGACAGCGGGCAGCUCGGCACGGGCCAGAAGUCGCGCGUGGGCGACGGGCACCGCAUGGAUUCGCUCUUGCUGCACGAUUGCCUGCCGAGGCUCAUCGACGCCGCCCUGGGCGCCGACGGUCCCGAGCUGCACUUCAUGCGCACGUGGAGGGAACGCCUGACAACCGAGAGGCUAGAGGCGGAGCGCUCCCUCGGCCUCACGCCAGAGGAGUUGAGGAGGUUCUGGGCGUCGCCGGGUCGGAAGGGCCUCGGAGACCGGAGGCUGUUCCAGGUGUCCGCGGGCGGCGAGGAGUUCCAGUGGGUGUGCCGCCUGUUCCAGGCCCUGCCCCUUGAGAGACAGACGUACCAGCUCUCGCCAGAGGAGGCGUGGGCGCAGGUGCGGAUCGUGGACGUCCAGCGCGUAGAGAACGGCCUGCAACUGGAGGGCAGCACCAAACCCUAUCACGACGCCCUGUGCAGAGCGCUGCAGGACCAGGGCGUGGGGCUCGAGCCCGGUGUCCACACCUGCUGGGCCUUCCACGGCUGCGGCGCCGACGCGAGCGUCAUGGACUCCAUCGUCGGCAACCCGAUCGCCGGCUUCCAGCCGCUGGCAUCCGGCUCGCGCGGCGCGUCCCUCUGGGGCACGGGCACCUACUUCGCCCGGGAAGCCAAGUACGUCGUGGACGGCGGCUUCUGCGGCGCGCCGGGUGCGGGCGGCUCACGGCGCGUGCUGCUGUGCCUGCUGCAGCUGGGCACGCCGUGCCUCGGCGACCCACGGCACAGGGGCGUGCUUCCCUUGCGGCCCGCGGUGGCGCCGCACCGGUACAGCAGCUCGGUGGACUCCCUUUCCAGCCCCGAGAUCUUCAUCACGCAGCACCACGGCGCAGCGCACCCAGCCUACGUGAUCACGUUCAGGUAGGCUGGUCGCCGGGCGCCAGUGAGAGUCAGAGAAGGGGCAGCUGAGACAACGGCAGUGAGAGGGAGGCGCCCUGAUCUUGCAAGCCCAGGCCUGAACCGGCCAGCACCAGAGACCUUGCGUGGACGGUCGGCGUCCACCCUGCGUGCGGCUUGCGUGGUCCCUGCGCGGCGGCCCGCACCCCUCCAGGGUUGCCCCGCCCGCACGGCGGCGGAGGGGCCCUGGCAGAACUCGGCCCGCCUGCUCUGGGGCAGAAUUCGGCGCACAGCCUGGCAGCGUUACAGGCGCGCCAGGACUGGCAGGGGAAGGCGCGGCGGGAAAGUCCGCCCCGCCUCCUCGGGUCCAGCUGGCCAGGCAUGCUGGCCAGGCGCAACAAUGGCGCCCCGGCCCCCGUGCAUUUGUCUCGUCCGGCGCGGAGCUUCUGGCGAGCUGGACGUGUGCGCCGCCUGGCCGAUGUGCACGGCUGGCUGGUGAGUAGGGAUCGAGGCUGGACGCCUGUUGCUCGCGGGGCUUUCUGGACCCCCGCUGCUGCAGGUUAUCACGCGCCUCAGAAGCACGAGUGUCAGAGGUGUCGGGCUCAGGCGUCGUGAAAGAGUGGUGGGCGUGCUCGCAUGUUGUCACGACACGGGCGAGGUCCGGGUACCUUGACGGUCUGCCAGCUUGCGCCCCACCAGCUGGACUCGUG